AUGCGUUAUACCACUUCCUUCGCCCUGGCUCUCGCCAGCCUGUCCUUGACCAGUGCCGCGCCCCUCGAGGCCCGCCAGAACGCCUGCUUCGUGGUGGGCAAGACGGCCCUCCCGGCCGAGGUGCAGGACUCUGUCACGGCGAUCCAGUCCGCGGUCACCUGCGGAUCGACGACGACCAUUGACAACGUCCCGGACGUCACCUCUGGUUCUGUCAGCUUCAGCCAAGUCGACUUCUCCCAAUCAAAGUCCAGCCCGCUGCAGUUCGCCCUCGACACCUUCGCCACCGCCGCCAACCCGGCCGACUCGGACCUGGCCACCCUGCAGGACCAGCUCAACGUCUACCUGGCCACCGAGGCCGGCCUGCGCAGUGUUGGCGGCAGCUUGGCUAUCAAGGUCCCUAAGUUCUUCUUGGCCAUGCAGGUUAGCAGGGUCCAGACUGCUCAGGGCAACCCGCCUGCUGCUGCGGGUCAACAAGUUGACCACCUCAGGGACAAGGUCAUUAAGAACGCAGCUGGGGAGAGUCAGGCUUUGCUGGACCAGGUCACUCAGCUGGCGGCCACGACCUAG
This is a messenger RNA of Diaporthe amygdali, 567 nucleotides long. RefSeq lists its product as uncharacterized. Bases 1 to 567 code for a protein of 188 amino acids. The record is from RefSeq and is a predicted model, not a curated record. Lineage: Eukaryota; Fungi; Ascomycota; Sordariomycetes; Diaporthales; Diaporthaceae. The transcript has 3 exons.